Osmia lignaria (orchard mason bee) is the source of this 3446-nucleotide messenger RNA. It is a transcript of the gene mts, whose product is annotated as protein phosphatase 2 catalytic subunit mts. Gene Ontology annotation, molecular function: protein serine/threonine phosphatase activity. The record is from RefSeq and is a predicted model, not a curated record. Lineage: Eukaryota; Metazoa; Arthropoda; Insecta; Hymenoptera; Megachilidae.
UCAUCGUCAGUACUCGCAUCGGCCAUUUUGUGAGUGUGUGCUGGAUCAGGAUAUUUGUGUUAAGAAGCUUUUUCAGUAAAACCGAAUGAUUUAGUUUACGAGACGAGACUCGCAUCACUUUUAUUACAUGUGCUAAGAGUGUGGAAUAUUCGUAGACUCGACAUAGAAUCGUACGAUGGAGGAGAAAGCAUCGUUGAAGGAACUCGACCAGUGGAUAGAACAAUUAAAUGACUGCCGACAACUAACAGAAAGCCAAGUAAAAACUCUCUGCGAGAAGGCAAAGGAAAUCUUAGCUAAAGAGUCCAAUGUACAAGAAGUAAAAUGUCCUGUAACAGUGUGCGGAGAUGUACACGGGCAAUUCCAUGAUUUAAUGGAAUUGUUUAGAAUAGGAGGCAAGUCUCCAGAUACAAAUUAUCUUUUUAUGGGUGACUAUGUGGAUCGUGGCUAUUAUUCCGUUGAAACUGUUACCUUGCUUGUUGCGCUUAAGGUCAGAUAUCGAGAGAGAAUAACUAUUUUACGAGGAAAUCAUGAAUCCAGACAAAUAACACAAGUAUAUGGAUUUUACGAUGAAUGUUUACGUAAAUAUGGCAAUGCGAAUGUGUGGAAAUUCUUUACGGAUCUGUUCGAUUAUUUACCAUUAACUGCAUUAGUGGAUGGUCAAAUAUUUUGUUUACACGGCGGUUUAUCACCUUCCAUUGAUACUUUAGAUCACAUACGUGCCCUAGAUCGUCUUCAAGAAGUACCACACGAGGGUCCAAUGUGUGAUCUUUUGUGGUCAGAUCCAGAUGAUAGAGGAGGGUGGGGUAUUUCUCCUCGUGGGGCAGGGUAUACUUUUGGACAAGAUAUCUCAGAAACUUUUAAUCAUUCUAAUGGAUUGACAUUAGUGUCACGAGCACAUCAGUUAGUUAUGGAGGGCUACAAUUGGUGUCAUGAUCGUAAUGUUGUAACUAUAUUCUCAGCACCUAACUAUUGCUAUCGUUGUGGAAAUCAAGCUGCAAUCAUGGAAUUAGAUGAUGCUUUAAAAUAUUCAUUCCUUCAAUUUGAUCCAGCUCCAAGACGCGGAGAACCACAUGUUACUAGGCGGACACCAGAUUAUUUCUUAUAAAGAGCCAAACCCCAGAGUUAAAUAUUAAGGUAGGGGUAUGGAAAUGAUUCAGGCUUUAUAGCAAUGCCACUGAACAUAAUUUAUGAUCAAUAAAAGUGUGAGGUUCCAGCUAUCCUUACACAUUACAUUAUAGUCUCAAGUAUUAUGUCAUGACUCACUUCGUGGUGUCUUGUUGAGAGACGGAACACACAUCCACAUACUUCGCGUGUGUCCCACACCGUACAUGUAGACACAACAUUAAUUGUAUACAAAUAGAAAAAAAAACAAAUUAACAUACAAUAAUGUACACACGUACCAAUUAAAAUUCGCGUAUAGCAUUGAGUUCUACAACCUUCAUUAUACUGCUUGUAUUUUUAUUAUCGGAAAGAAAAAUGAAAUGAGCAUACUACACCGAUUGAAUAUAAUAAGUAGUGUGAACAAGAAAUGUGCAUGUUACUGUUGUUUUGAAACCUUGAACAAAUAUUAAUUUAUUGGUAACUGUUUAUACAAGCAAAAUUAUUUGUUGCUUAUAUUGAAUAGAAAUAAUGUUGUUUGAGGUUUCAAAAAGCAUACCAAAAUGAUUAUAAUUUAUAUUUAAGAGUGUCACAUAUAAUUAUUAGUGUGAAUGGAGCAUGAAAUGUUCCACUUAAAGGAAAUACAAAGAGGGUUGAUGCAACUGUAAAUUGGGCAUGUUUCAAUUGUGCCGUAUAAGUAAUUUAAUAAAUUCUUUAGUAGAUUUCUUUGAUAAUUGUAAUAUAGCAUUACACAUAAUAAUUCAUCAGAAUCAUAGCACUCAAUAAUUUUGCUGUUAUUUUAUCGAAUAGAUCAAAAUAUAAUUUGUAUAUAUCAUAUUUUUAUAGCAAUAAUGAAAAUAUAACUUACAUUAGCAAAAAAGCUUAUCGAUUAAGUUCAUUUUCUAGUUUAAUUUUUCAAACUUAUUUGUUCAAAUACAUAUAAUUUUUAAAUGUUUAUGCAAAUACAAUCCUCUUGGGUCAUCUUAAUUUAUAUAAUUAAUUAAAACACUUGCAUCAAUCCUGUCAAGAUUUCCUAAGUGAAACACACACUUUAUACUGAAUAAAUUCAUGCAUUCAUGAUCAUUAAAUUGAAAGUUAAUUGCUUGUGAACCUACCAAUGACUUUUUUACUAAUUAAUAGAUAUAAAAUGAUGCUUCUGAUAAAUAAACAUGUGUAAUGCAAGUUAAAUGAACUUAAUGUGUUGUGUCAGAUCAUUCGUAUUUGUCGAUACAAAUAUUGUAUGAACAUUGGAUGUAUUCGCAGAAUACAUGUUUUCACAACAAUAAUAGACAACAAUAAUUUGACAUAUGCAUAAUAAAACGAUAUAGUAGUAGCAAUAAAGUGAGAAAAAAAUAAAAUGAAAUGUAUAGAUGUACAUGGUAGCAGUUUAUGAAGACUGUAAAUCUAAAACGAAACAAAGAAAACAGUACAGAAACCAUAAUAUCGUGGAUACAUCAAUUAUUUCUGCAUGAUGCAGAGCUAAGCAUUUUUCUUUUUCAUUUUUGUUUUAUAUAUUAUAUAUUAAAUGUAUUUUUGAUUUAUGAAAAGUAAUAAAAUUAUAAAUAGUAUUAUAACAAAAAAGCAAAGGAGGAACAUGUCUUAGAGAAAAAAAUCAGUACUAGCUUUUAGAAUUCAUAUUAUUAAUUUUAUACUUGCUCUAUUUAUUAUUUCCCUCAAAUAUUUUAAUAGAUACGUUUCAAUACCACAAUCAAACAUAUUAGCUACUAGAUUCAAUACAAUACUAAUACUUGCUAAGAGUAAUAACUUUUGUUUAUAAAGUUUUAUUUAUAAUAAUGUAACAUUUUAAUUGUAAAGACCAAGUAUCAAUAUUUUCUUCUGUUCCACUUAAAAUUUUGUACUAAAUAUUCAACUUUAUGUAUCUACAUGCAGGUUUUUACAACAAAUAAUUAUAUAGAUUCGAAUUAAUGUAAAUUGGAAAGUAUGCUUUCAUUUAAAGCUGACUGAUCACCAAUGCACAUGCAUAAAUUCAAUUUCAAAGUUAAUUCACUUUUGUAAAUAAAUUCAGGAGAAUUUAAUUAGUUCAUGCAUGUAUAUAAUUAUUAUAUAUUGCAUACAUAUUACAUUGUAUAUAUCAAUUUCAGAUAACAUUUUUUACUGUAUUUUUUUGCAAUACUUUAUAUGUAACAAUCAAAAGAAAUGCUACAAAUAUUUGCGUUUUACAUAAGUGCACUUGGUUUUUAACAUUCAGCAUCUUUCCCUUUUUUAGACUUGGUGUAUUAAAAUCUGUAUUUACACAGAUGUUGCAGAAGCAAAAACAGUAUGCCAUGAACUGAUAUUAUGUCGUCUCAUUAUAAACAAAGCUAGAGAAAUAAAAAAAUGUUAUCAUA